Molecule: messenger RNA, 956 nt
Organism: Radiomyces spectabilis
Lineage: Eukaryota; Fungi; Mucoromycota; Mucoromycetes; Mucorales; Radiomycetaceae
Exons: 1
Source: RefSeq, a predicted model, not a curated record
UUAUUUUGUCCUGGCUUUUGUCCUGGCUUUUGUCCUGGCUUUUGUCCUGGCUUUUGUCCGGGCUUUUGUCCGGGCUUUUGUGUCCGGGCUUAUUUUGUCCUGGCUUUUGUCCUGGCUUUUGUCCUGGCUUUUGUCCUGGCUUUUGUCCUGGCUUUUGUCCGGCUUUUGUGUCCGGGCUUAUUUUGUCCUGGCUUUUGUCCUGGCUUUUGUCCGGGCUUUUGUGUCCUGGCUUUUGUCCUGGCUUUUGUCCUGGCUUUUGUCCUGGCUUUUGUCCGGGCUUUUGUGUCCGGGCUCAUUUUGUCCUGGCUUUUGUCCUGGCUUUUGUCCUGGCUUUUGUCCGGGCUUUUGUCCGGCUUUUGUCCGGCUUUUGUCCUGGCUUUUGUCCUGGCUUUUGUCCGGGCUUUUGUGUCCGGGCUCAUUUUGUCCUGGCUUUUGUCCUGGCUUUUGUCCUGGCUUUUGUCCGGGCUUUUGUCCGGCUUUUGUCCGGCUUUUGUCCGGGCUUUUGUCCGGCUUUUGUGUCCUGGCUUUUGUCCGGGCUUUUGUCCGGCUUAUUUUGUCCUGGCUUUUGUCCGGGCUUAUUUUGUCCUGUCCACAAUGCUGCCUCGUCUCUUUAUCGAACCUGUCCCAAUCUCAUUCUCUCCGUUGGUCAUUUCAGGGUUAAUCUCGCAUUCUUAGCGGUGUUGGGUUAAAUGUCGAAACAGACAACCUACGUAAUGAUCCAAAACGAAUGUGCGAUUAGUGGAAAACGGUAAGUGGCAAUCAGACAACAACAACAACAAAAAAAAAAAAAAAAAAAAAAAAAAACCAAACCAAGAAACAAAACUUUCGAAUUACUUUUUCUUCACACUGUUGCAGGCUCAUGUAAUCCUCUGGGAUAAAGUGUCUUCCUACAAAAACCUAUAACGCUUAACCUUACUCUUUGCCACUGCCCAGAAUUGUUCAAUUGGGUUAAGCUU